Suncus etruscus (white-toothed pygmy shrew) is the source of this 882-nucleotide messenger RNA. RefSeq names its product apoptosis and caspase activation inhibitor (gene AVEN). Bases 121 to 696 code for a protein of 191 amino acids. Lineage: Eukaryota; Metazoa; Chordata; Mammalia; Eulipotyphla; Soricidae. The record is from RefSeq and is a predicted model, not a curated record. The transcript has 3 exons. Gene Ontology annotation, biological process: negative regulation of G2/M transition of mitotic cell cycle.
GAUCUUUAUACCAAAAAUGACUGGUGAUAUAUCUUACUCCAAGGUAAAAGUAACUUCACUGGGCACUGUAUUUACUGUGACUUUUUAUCAGUUUUUAUUUCUAAAAAACAUAAUUAUCCCAUGAUUUGUCCAACUUUUAAAAAUCAGAAUUCAACGUUUUAUGUGAACUGUGAGUCAUUGGUUCAAGCCCUUCAAGAACUGCCGCUCUCCCUCCGACUCAAUGUUGCUGCUGACUUGGUCCAGACAGCUCUUCCUUUAGAACUUCCUCCGGUGAAACCAAAGAGAAACGAAGGCAAGGGACUAGGGAUGCAGUUAAAAGGGCCCGUGGGUUCCAUCUCUGAGCUGAAACCUGCUGGCUGCCCGUUGUUCCCGGGCAAAGACGACCCCCGCCUGGCUGCUUUGGACGGGCUGCAGAGACAGGUUCCUCAGCUGCCGUCAGCAGCAGACCACCUGGAAGAAGAACUAGACGUGCUACUCAGUUUAGACGCGCCCGUCAAGGAGGGCGACCCCAUCUCUCCUGACCAGACACCUCAGAAUCUGGGACCCGAAGAGAAUAGGGAGCUGGCCCAAGAAGAAAAAGUUCUCAUGAAAUCCUCUAUGAUAGAAGAAAAGAAUUUGGAAUCAGAGCACCCAAGAACAUCAAAGAAUGUUACUGAAGAAGAGCUUGAAGACUGGUUGGAUAGCAUGAUAUCCUAGGAGGAAAAAGAGAAAAUGUCCCUGGAACACAUUUUGAUUGGCUUGUACGUGGGGGUAGCCUUACUGUCCUUACUAAAGCUGGCUUACAAGCAUGCCCUAAGCCCGAUGUGUGUUCCAUCUUGCUUCCUGCAGUCAAUGCCUAUUUCUGUUUGUCCCAUCUGAAAUACAUAUAAGAGAUGCGUUGUG